Molecule: messenger RNA, 657 nt
Organism: Hyaloscypha bicolor E
Lineage: Eukaryota; Fungi; Ascomycota; Leotiomycetes; Helotiales; Hyaloscyphaceae
Exons: 2
Coding region: 183-524 (113 amino acids)
Source: RefSeq, a predicted model, not a curated record
UUGAUGAGUAAGGGCACCCAAAGCACAAGCAGCACACAAGCUUGAGAUGGCUCCUGCCUAAUACCCCCGCUGACUUCAGAUAGUAAGAGGAAUCAGCUGGGCGCCAUCUGAAGUCACCAAGUCAAGUCGGCUUCGUUUCUGUCUCCCUCUCGUUGGGUUCGGAAGACAAGAACGCACACUUGAUGAAGGGCCUUGUACUUCUCGCGAUGGCUCCAACGCAAGCCCAAAUCGGAGCCAAGCACAUCACGGGUAAUCUACUGAUCACCACGUCGUUUCCCUCAGGCCGGGGGGCCUACUACUGCUACAAUGCUACGAUUCAUCACACACAUAGCCGAGGGGCAUACCGUCACUGUUCCUUAUUAUGGAAUGGAAAUGCUCUCGAGGGACCAUGCAUGAAUGCUAUUACUCAUGGGUCCUCUGCGUGUCAAAAUUUGCCUCCUUCGAGUAUCUUGAGAAUUCCAAGAUCUGAUGUUCCUCAAACCUCCAAAUCUAGCUCCAUACUGAACCUUGGCAUGGAACAUUGAAAAUGAGUGAUGCAGCUCGACUUUUUCUGUCGGGCGCCCCUGGUCCCUCCCCUGCUUUCUCUUUUUGGAGCGAGAGCAUGCUCGUGAUAUACGACAUAGUUUAUUGUUACAGACUCACUUAUCUCAUCUCAAG